AUGAAGCUUCCUUUUGUUGCUUUGCUUUGUCUUUCGUUCCUAUCCAAUGGCCUUGCAGCCAAACGCAGUGAUUCCAAGCUGCGCAACAGGCAUGUUUCUGGUGGAAGGAAACUGCAAAUGCCGGUCGAAGACUCCGAAGAAGAGUCACCUGAGUUUGACUAUACGGAAGAUGGGAAACGUAUCUACUACAUAUACUUGUCAGGACCAGAAGUAUUCCUUGAGGAUGCCGUGGCAGCUGGAGAGGAAGGAAAGAGGCUUUGCAACAGUGUCAAUCAGCCUGACUGGGAUUUUGAAAUUCAGGCCCUCUAUCCUUUGGAUAAAGCAAUCGACAACUUCGGCUACAAUCUUGAUACUGCUCUCAGAAUCUACUAUGCAAAUGUGGAUCUCAUGACUCAAGCUCACGCGACCGCCAGCAAUAUGGUUCGCUUCAGGUCUCCCAGCAUGGAUGUUGGUACGGCUUUUGAGAUGGGCUUUGUCCGAGCCCAGGGCAAACCCGUCUUUUCGUACUAUGACGCUGUUCCCUUUUACGGAGCCUUUGAGGAAUCUGGGUCCUACCAGGAGAGAGUAUUCUUCUACAAUUAUACAACCAGCGUUGAGGAUCGUUUUGACAAAGAUGGCAUUGAAGUAGAAGGAUUCGGAGCGAACGAUAAUCUGAUGAUGUGGGGCUCAUACGUUGACACCGGCUUCCCUCAGGGAGAGACUGUGAUUGAUGCUUGUGGGUAUUUUGCAGAUUGGAUUUUUGAGAAUGAAUAUUGA
This is a messenger RNA of Seminavis robusta, 756 nucleotides long. The record is from the annotation of a GenBank genome assembly. NCBI's taxonomy places the organism in Eukaryota, Bacillariophyta, Bacillariophyceae, Naviculales, Naviculaceae.